This is a messenger RNA of Trichophyton benhamiae CBS 112371, 1314 nucleotides long. RefSeq lists its product as uncharacterized. The transcript has 2 exons. Lineage: Eukaryota; Fungi; Ascomycota; Eurotiomycetes; Onygenales; Arthrodermataceae. The record is from RefSeq and is a predicted model, not a curated record. Bases 1 to 1314 code for a protein of 437 amino acids.
AUGGCUGCCGCUAUAGGUCAGACGAUCUCCGUGAUAGAUAAGUCUGGCAAAGUUGUUAGCACCAGCAAACAUCUAUUCAGUGUGUUCAAAGAAGCUCGUUCUGCCUACAAGGAACGUAAGGCCGUCAUCCGAAGCGCCGAGGAAGCAAAAAAGGCAGAACGAGAUACCCGCCGGGCCCUCGCAGCAUACACCCUCGAGGAUGACCGCUCCACGACUUCUAAACGACACCUAGGCCGAGCCAAAUCGGUUGUUCGGCAUCAUGACGAUGACAGACAAAGCAGACAUCACAGUCAUCACUCAAGUAGGUCGCAAAAACGCCGGUCAUUCGAAUUUGAAGUUCGAUCCGAGUAUCCAGAUGGCUACCAUCCCAACUCACAGCUCGCACGGCGUCAUACGGAGCAUAACCUUUCCAUGGCAAAGCCUGUUAGGCCCUCGUACGGUGAAGCACGCGCCCACACUCUUCCAAAAGUCGAUAUGGAUCUCGCAUACGGCGAAUUCCAUCAAUCUGCACUUGAUCGGCUCGACCCAGAACCUAGCGAUAUGCCCGGACUCGUAGGGAGGGUCAAGGAUCUCCUUGUUGAAGCUGACUGUGCACACCACUCGGUUACGGCAACGAUUGCACACCUGCAGUCAAACCCAGAUGCCAUGGCCGCUGUUGCUCUCACCUUGGCUGAAAUCAGCAAGCUAGUGUCUGAUCUCGGUCCCACAGCCCUUGCGACCUUGCGAGCCAGCGCACCAGCAGUCUUCGCCCUCCUGGCGAGCCCGCACUUCAUGAUCGCAGCCGGUGUGGGUAUCGGUGUCACAGUAGUCAUGUUUGGAGGAUACAAGAUCAUAAAACAGAUCUCAUCGAAGCCAGAAGGAAUGGAAGAACGGCAACUCGAAGCUCCUGUUAUGGUGGACGAGCUGCUUGAAAUCAAUUCUGGCAUGAGCCGCAUUGAAGGCUGGAGAAGGGGAGUUGCAGAGUCUGAGGCCGAGAGUUGUGGAACAUCUGUUGACGGGGAGUUCAUCACGCCCACAGCAGCAGCAAUGUCUCGUGUGAUGCUUAAUGAGCAGCACGCGUACGAUAAUGACCGUCGAAGCGAAGUCAGAAGCAGUCAGAUACUCCCCGCGCCAACUCGAGUGUCUUCAUAUGUUGGAGGCAGCGUGUACGAGACGGGCUCGCAGUAUUCACGCCGCUCACAUUCGUCCAGGCACUCCAAAAGCUCCAAAACGUCUCGGUCCCACAGUGAGAGUAAGCAUAAGAAAGAUGAGCUGAAGGAGAAGGAAAGGAAGAAGAAGAAGAAGCCCUCCCCCUUGAGAAAGCUGUUUAGCUGA